Tripterygium wilfordii is the source of this 1497-nucleotide messenger RNA. RefSeq names its product metacaspase-1-like. The record is from RefSeq and is a predicted model, not a curated record. The transcript has 5 exons. Bases 154 to 1254 code for a protein of 366 amino acids. Gene Ontology annotation, molecular function: cysteine-type endopeptidase activity. Gene Ontology annotation, biological process: proteolysis. Lineage: Eukaryota; Viridiplantae; Streptophyta; Magnoliopsida; Celastrales; Celastraceae.
UCAUUGACCCUCUUCCCCCUCGUUCAGUCCACAUUUCCUCCGAAACAACCAAAUCCCUCUUUAUUUAUUUUUGCUUCCGAUCACAUUAACACCCUCGAUUAUCCUCUAAUUUACGAGAUCUACCGUCGUCAUCCCCGGACCCUAUCCGGAGCCAUGUAUUCGAACAUGCUGGUAAACUGCUCCGGCUGCCGGACGCCAUUACAGCUGCCUCCGGGAGCGCAAUCAAUCCGCUGCGCGAUCUGUCGCGCAAUCACGCAUAUCGCAGACCCUCGCUCUGUGCCUACUCCUCCUCAUCAUACCGCGGCAUCUCCGUCUCCUCCUCCGCCGCAACUUCCCUCUCCGUAUAACCACGCUCCACCGGGUCCGGCUCCGAACGCCCACGGGAGGAAGAAAGCGGUGAUAUGCGGGAUAUCGUACAGGUACUCGAGGCAUGAGCUGAAGGGUUGUAUCAAUGACGCCAAGUGUAUGAAGUAUAUGCUGGUCAACAAGUUCCAGUUCCCUGAAGAGUCUAUUCUCAUGCUCACUGAAGAACAGACCGAUCCUUACAGAAUUCCUACUAAAAACAACUUGAGGAUGGCAUUGUAUUGGCUUGUACAAGGUUGUCAACCAGGAGACUCCCUGGUAUUUCACUAUUCUGGCCAUGGUUCACGGCAGAGGGAUUAUAAUGGUGAUGAAGUUGAUGGAUAUGAUGAAACUCUAUGCCCUCUAGACUUUGAGACUCAGGGUAUGAUUGUUGAUGAUGAGAUCAAUGAUACAAUUGUCAAACCUCUUCCACGUGGCGUCAGACUCCAUGCAAUUAUUGAUGCUUGCCAUAGUGGCACUGUUUUGGAUUUGCCGUUUCUUUGCAGAAUGAAUCGGAGUGGGCAGUACAUCUGGGAGGACCAUCGACCACGGUCAGGUUUAUGGAAAGGAACUAGUGGUGGAGAGGCAAUAUCUUUCAGCGGUUGUGAUGACGAUCAAACUUCUGCUGAUACAUCCGCUUUAUCAAAGAUCACAUCCACUGGUGCCAUGACUUACUGCUUCAUCCAAGCCAUUGAGAGAGGACAAGGUAAUACAUAUGGGAGCAUUCUCAAUUCCAUGCGUGCUGUCAUCCGAAGUACAGGCAACGACUUUGGUGGUGGUGGUGGUGGUGCUGUGACGUCUCUCCUUACCAUGCUUUUGACUGGAGGCAGUGCUAUUGGUGGGCUGAGACAGGAACCGCAGCUAACCUCCUGCCAGCCGUUUGAUGCGUAUGCAAGACCUUUCUCCCUCUGAUUUCUCUUAUAUAUUUACAGAUUGAUCAUUGUAGCGGAAAAAUAAGAACAGGGUUUCUUGAUUUUUAGCAAUACACCCUCUGUUUGGAAAUUUGUUGUAUAGAAUUGAUUGCAUUGAGGGGAGAAGUUCUAUAUGUGGCAUACUGAAAUAUUUAUGCGUGCCUUUUUUAUUUUGGAGUAUUUUUGUUAUAUAUACAUGUUAUUUUAGUUGCUUAACAGGAAAUUUAAAGAGUUCUACUUUUAA